GUGGCCGCGGGCGCUGCCACGGAGGCCUCGGGCCGAGCCGCGCCCGCCCCCGCCACCUCUACUAAACUGCCAAAGUGCGACCGCACUUUCGUGAGCCGCGGCGGUGCCAGCAAUGGGUCGUUCCACGCGCCCGAGCUGGUCAACCCGGGGAACCACAGUCGCCAGUGCCUGUACACGUUCCUGGCGGCGCCGGGGCAGCGGGUGCUCGUCGAGUUCCGGACUUUCGACCUGCGCGGGAAACCGCCCGAUGGAGCCGCUGUGGGGGAGCUACCAGCAUGCAUGCACGAGUACAUGGACAUCUACUCGGAGAUGGCGUCGCUGGAGGCGGGCGAGCUGGUCAACUCGGCUUUCGGCGGGCGCUACUGCGGACCCAUCCCGCCGCGCCGCCGCGUGUCCUUACACCGCGCCGUCGCACUGUCCUUCUACACGGACAAGACUUACACGCCACCGACCCUCUUUACGGGCACCUAUCGCUUCAUCAACGCAUCGGAAUUCGAAGUGGGAACACCAGUGCCGAAUACGUUGUGUUCAUUCGUGAUCGAAGCGAGCAAACGCAAGACGGGCUUUCUGCUGUCGCCGACGUACCCCGGCAUCUAUCCGAAGGACAUGACCUGCAACUACCUGUUCAGCGGGCAGCCCGGGCAGAGAAUACGACUAGAGUUCCGAGACUUCGACCUAUUUUUCGGCGGGCCGCAUUGCCCGUUCGAUUGGGUGCGCGUGUACGACGGGCCCGACAACUCGUCGGGGGUGAUCGGCACGUACUGCGGCCAGCAACGCAACCUGGUGCUGUACUCCAGCGACGAGCGGCUGCUGGUCACCUUCUUCACGCUGCCGCGCAGCGCGAGCACGCAGAACCGCGGCUUCAAGGGUAUCUUCGAGUUUUCCGAGAGUUUUGUUAAGUUAGAUUUUAUAAGUAAACACGACGCCGAGCACAUUAGGGGCUCCGAGUGCGACCAGAAGAUCCUUAGUAAAAAGGAGUCGACGGGAUUCGUGUACCAUCCCAAUUAUCCAUUCCCCUAUAUACAGAAAGUUGUUUGUAGAUAUUUUAUAUAUGGUAUGCAAGACUCACAAAAUUUAGAGAGAGUGCGUUUAGAGUUCCAAAACUUUUCAAUACCGAAAGGAUAUAACCCCAAACCGGACACAUGCCCCGAUGGUUACCUUAAAGUAUACCUCCGCGGUCAGGAAGCGACUGACUCGUACGACAAGCACGACGCGGAGUUGUGCGGUGAGGGCGCGGGUGGAGGUGCGGGCGCGGGAGGGGGGGCGGUGGAGGCGUUCCCCCCGCCGCUGCUCUCUGACGGACCGCGCCUCGUCAUGGUGUUCAGCUCUGGGGAACUGCAGGGGAGGGGGUUCAAGGCCAAAUAUACCUUUGAGACUGAAUAUCGAGUUCCGGGUACGGCAGCGCCUAGCGGGGAAUGCGCUUUCACCUACCGCUCGGAAGCGAAGAAACGCGGGGAGUUCAACUCUCCCCGCUACCCCUCCAACUACCCCUCGCAUACUAACUGCACCUACACCCUGGACGCUACGCCCAACGAGCAAGUCACCGUAGUCUUUGACCACUUCAAAGUGAGGGCUGAUGCGUGGAAUGCCACAGCUGGAUUGUAUGGUGGCGCGACGUGCAGCGAGGACUGGGUGGAGGCGUGGUGGACGGGGCGCGAGGGCUCGCGCGUGCCGCUGGGCCGCUGGUGCGGGCUGGCCACGCCGGGCCCGCUGCAGUCCCCGCGCGGCGCCGCCGGCCUGCUACUGGCGCUGCACACCGACCGCGACAGCGUCGCCUCCGGGUUCAAGGCGCGCUACGUGUUCGAGCCGGCUAAGUCAAUAUUCGGCGACUGCGGCGGCAACAUGUCGGGUGCGGAGUGGGGCGUCAUCACAUCGCCACGCUUCCCGCUCGCGUACGAGCCGCCCGCCCGCGGCGCCGCCUCGCGCGUCUGUAACUGGUUCGUCACCGCGCGCGCCGGCAAGCGGCUACUACUCAACUUUGAACACUUCGCCGUGGAAGGACACCUCACUGAGCGUGGCUGCCCGGCAGCAGUGCUACGGCUAUGGUACGAGAGUCCGGGUCCGCCUCUGGAGCUGUGCGGAGAGAAGGCGCCCUCCGACCGAUGGCAGUAUCUGUCCUCGUCUAACUCUAUUCGCCUCUCGUUCAUAAUAGCGGACAAGUCAGUGGGCGCGGCGGGCUGGCGCGCCAUCUGGACGGAGGUGACGGUGCCCGAGGCGGGCGGGUCAUGCGCGGACGCGGGUACCUCCGGCGCCGGUGCGGGCGCGGACUGCGCAGGCGCGUGCCUGCCGCCCGCCGCCGCCUGCUCCGCGCUGCAGCACUGCGCCGCCAUGCCGCCGCGCCGCCCCGACCACUGUUAGUAUGCACCGCAGACAUAUACAAAUAGAUGACGCGAGUGCAUCCGACCGACCGAGCGUGCCUAAAACAUGACAAAAGGAACACCGAACAUUUUCCUUUUCCACUGUUUUAUUUAUUUUCAUCACUGUUCUCGAUGUGAAUGGCGGCCGCGAUUUUUUGUUUGUCUAAAUGGUGUCGAUUCUAACUUAAAAUUAAAUUUUAUAUCAGUCUCUUCUUUUCGUUUUGUAUCUAAAAAUGACAAAGAUACACUGUUGUCUAAUUUAAUUUCAGGUUUAGGGAAUCAUGCCAGAUACGACACCAUUGUGCCAUUAUAAGCUGUUAAAACUAUUGAAUUGAAACGGUGCCCAUGCUUUUGCACCACUUAAAUUGCCAUCAAAAUAUGACACGCUCGGUUUUCAUACAAUUUGACGCACAUGCGUUGUCUACUUAAUGGCUCAAUUACAUUUGGUCGUUAGUCAGCAGUCAGUUAUUCGGGUGCACGAAGCAAUAUUUACACUGGAAUACGAGGUGGAAGACAGUGUCGUUUAACCAAAACGAAAACUACCUAAAUACGGGCGUACUUGACUCCGUUCAUUUACACUUAUUCGUUUACCCGAAUUCCAUUGGCAAUCGUAUUCGGGCUAUCGACCAAAGGUAAUCGAGCGAUGAAUCUAGGUCUGUGGUAUGCACGCUUAUCCGCACCGGUUCAUUAUAUAUCUACUCCAGACAUGAAGGCGCCAUCGCUGAAACAGAAUCUCGUAGGUCGACAAGGUGAGGAUAGCUGGAGUGGUAGGUAAAAAUGCUGUACCAGCUAUCUUCGCGUCUAGACUCCACCAUCACUUAACAUCAGGUGGGAUGGAGUCAUUUGUCGGACCUAAAUAUAAAAAAAAACUAACCCACCAUGACCCGACCAACCGGGCGUAGGUUUCGAAAGUUUGCAUUAUUUUGCUUUCGAAUCUAGAUGUCUAGAUUAAAAGUUUAGAGAUCACACCCACUCAUAUACCAAGACAUAAUCCGAAGACAAGUAAUCAGUUGAAAUACGAGGAUUAAGACAUUUUACUUAAAACUAAACAAUCCUCUCAUAUUUUGAAUAACUAAAAUUUUAUAUAAAGAUUUUGAAUUGUUGGCGCCCAACGUGGGGUUGUGAGUGGUAUAUUACCGUCAUAUACGUUUGAAUCAUAAUAAAUCUGUAUUAUUGAGAUUUUAUAGGACGAGUUUCAUCACGCCAAUGCAGAGGCGUGACGCCAGUACAAAAAUAGACAUAAGCUAAUUGAUUUCUUCCUCCUUUCAUUUUGGAAAAAGACAGGGUUUGAAAAAAUAAUUUAAUUUUGUGGAUUGUGUUUUUGAUAUACAACUACGAAUGUUUUCACUCUUGCUAGAUUGUUUACAUAAAAUCUGGGUGUAUUCAUCGUAUAUUCUAUCUUUACUGGGUGUCUUCUACUCUUGACAUAAUCAUAACUUAAUCGAACUUAAUAAUAUACUUUUAUCCUUAUCAAUAUAUUCAUUCUAUUUUCUUCUUCAUAAUAUAAGUAGUAUCUUUAGCAAAGUUUAAAUUCUGACGAUAAAAUGAACUAUUAACUUCAUUAGAAUUUAAUACAGAUAUUGAACCUAGUGCAUUACUUGUUAUACAUAUCGAUACUUUAUCAUAUUCUGUUGAAUGUUUAUUUACAGAAUCUGUGUAGGAUGUUCUAUACGACAGACCAAAUUCUGAAAACACUAUUUUAUUCAAAAUUUCUUUGCCUCUGACAAUUUCACUGUAUAAUAAUACAAUUGGCACUGCACAUUGCAUUUCACAUAAUUGUAUCUACACCUUGCAUUAUCGUCGCAUCAUAGGUAUAUUAAUACGAUAUAUUUAACUAUCAUAAAUUUGAAAUACCUACUUAUAAUGAUGUAGCUUGUUGAUGACGUAAUUAUUAUGGAGUAAGCAGUACAUGGUUGAGUUGUUGGCUACGUACAGUCGUACACUUCACGGGACAUACGAGUACAGUUUGAUGCUUGGCGCUGGGCACGGACACAUUUGCUGCUUACUCUUGCAUUUUUCUUCUAUAUUGUUGUAAAAUAUUGUACUUUAAACACUGUAGCUCUGUUAACUAACGAUCUUUAAAAUCAAUUAUAAUGUUAUGUUCACUAUACUUUCAAUUUACUAUUGAUGGUUCAAUGCAAUCUUUGUCUCAAGAACGUAGGUAGCUAUGUGUAAUGUUAGGUGAUAGUUUGUAUAAGGGUUCAAUAUUUAUUGUUGGUGAAUUAGCAGAAUAUAUCGACUAUGUUGCAAAGAUGACCGAUAUUUUUAUUUACAAAGCGUCCUCUUCAAGACACAUUUUUAUUUUCUAAUUAUUCUAAAUGUUCUCAUUUAUUGCCAAUCUUACAUUCAUGAACUACGCUCAACUUUCUACAGUAUUCACUUUUAUAUCUUAGCGUUUCUACAAUACUGUGAUGACUCAGGAGAGUUUUAAAUCGACAACAUUCGUAUCGAUUCAAAUUUUUGCUUUUACCACCUCGUAGUAUUUUCGGUGUCUGUGAAUUUGCGAAACAUAGUACUCUCAUUAGAUUUUUGAUACGCAAACGACGAAGCUUGCAUUGAGUCAUCGCACUAUGGGGCCCGGGGUACCGAGUCAACCGUCAGCCUCACAUCGAUGUUCAUCGGUCAUAAUACUUUCUGAUUCAUCCAUUAAAACGAGAACGAAAGAGAUCUCUCGCUAGAGAGGUGUCUUCAGAUAAACUCCCUGGCAUGUUUUAGUUGACUAAAUACAAAUAAAAUAAAUUAAAAUCUAACCAUCACCACCACCGGAAGGGCGCGCUUCAGAUUGCUAAAUACAAACACAUCCGGAUAGACGGACCAACUUUCAGUGUUCCGUUUAAAUUAACUAAAUCGUCGCGAACGAGAGGCACAGCUCCGGGUGGCGGUGGUGGCAUAGCACGUCGAUCAGAAAGUAUCGCGGGUUGGCUCGGCGUAGGGCCGGCUGACGCGGCGGUGUGCGCAGGCGGCGCGGCGCGGCGCGUGUCGGCGCGCGGCGCGCUCGUGGUGCUCUCGCUUGUGCUGGCCGCCCCGCACUGACCGGGCGCUGCACACGUGAGUCUAUAUAUACACCGCACCUGCGCCACCCGCUACCCGCACGCACGCUCUUCUUCUCUCGCUUACCAUCAUCUCCAGCUCUGUCUAGCUUGCGCUGAUGACCUUAGAGC
Molecule: messenger RNA, 5518 nt
Organism: Chilo suppressalis (striped riceborer)
Lineage: Eukaryota; Metazoa; Arthropoda; Insecta; Lepidoptera; Crambidae
Source: the annotation of a GenBank genome assembly